AGAGAGCAGUGGGGAAGCACAACUCUCACUGGAGAUCCUGCUGUCUACUACUUACUGCCAACCAAGCAUUAGUGCUAACAAUGAGCUUUAGCCAGGAGUCUGGUGCCCAUCAUCACCCCCAGGAUUAUGCAGGACUUUCUGAUGAGGAGGAUGAAAUUGAUAUUCUUGGAGAAGAUGAUCCCUGCAGCCUAAAGUCACACUUUUACCUACAGCCCACACAUUCAGUGAUGGGGGACAGUGAGAUGCUGAGUCCUUCCAAGCUCAGCUGCACUGAAAGUGAGAGUGAUUCCUCUGGAGAGAGUGAAGGAGGUACUUCUAAAGACUCCUCAACCACCCCAACUGGUAGCAAAGCCAAACGGACUCUGGUAAAGCCUCCUUACUCUUACAUUGCUCUAAUCACCAUGGCUAUCCUGCAGAGUCCCCACAAGAAACUGACUCUCAGUGGCAUCUGUGAUUUUAUCAGCAGCAAGUUCCCUUACUACAAGGACAAGUUCCCUGCUUGGCAGAAUUCCAUCAGGCACAACCUGUCCCUUAAUGACUGCUUUAUUAAAAUACCACGGGAACCAGGAAAUCCAGGAAAAGGCAAUUAUUGGACACUGGACCCUGCUUCUGAGGACAUGUUUGAUAACGGAAGCUUCCUUAGAAGGAGGAAAAGGUUUAAGAGGCACCAACAGGAGUUCUUUAAGGAUGGACUCAUGAUGUACAACUCUCUGCCUUACUACAGACCCUACAGUGCUAUCCAACCUCAGCCAGUGCUCCAGCAGACUUCACUGACAUGCAUGGCAAUACCAGAGACCUUGCCCAUGUCAACUCACCUUGCACCCUACCCAGACAUAAAGAGGAAGGUUUCUUACCCUGCCCAGGGGGUACACAGGGGUUUUAAAGCCCAGGAUGCUGAUAACCAUCCCAAUAAUUCACAGAGCAAAUGUUCAUUCAGUAUUGAGAACAUCAUGAGGAAACCCAAGGAGCCAGAGCCAAAUAUUCAAAGCUUCAACUCACACUGGAACUAUAAUCAUGUAUUCCAGAGGCCAAGUUCCUGCCUUCUCCCAGCUGUGCUUAACUUAUCCACUGGCCCUCUGCUAGCCAAUACUCAGGGUGCCAGGCAAUACAACCUCAUACAAUUCCCUGGGUGUUACUGAAGUAAGUGACUUUGGGUCUCAUACAACUCCAGUAUUGCCCUCCCAUUUUCUUAAUAUGUUAUUGCUCAUGGAUUCUACAACUAGGACCUUCUUGUGUCCAAAUCCAAAGACUUUAAUUUUAUUUUUUAUUUAUUGUCGAAGACAAGGUUAUCCAAUCUGUGACCCUCCACUUUGUACUAAAGUAAAAUUUCUAGCACCCCCUAAAUUACAAGGUUGUCCGGGAAGGACGGAAGUUGCAGUUCAAUAACAGCUAGAGGACCACUGGUUAUACAUAACCAGACAGUCAUAUGUACUUGUAUGACAACCCAAACGUGGCACAUGUGCUGCUGGAGGCUUGAAUUACGCUUGAAACACUAUGGAUUUUAUGUAUAUGUGUGUGAAAUUGUGGCUUAGGAUGGCUUAGGAUGUCACUUGGCCCCAGUGGGCAACGGGUAUGCAGUUUUGUAACACCAUCCUUUUGUUUUAUCUUAUUUUACUGUUAAUAUAUAAUGUAAAUAGAAAUGUAAUCUAUUCAACUAUUUAUUAUAAAAGUUAUUGCAACUUUUCAGUCUACUUAUGCUAAAUAAAAUAAUUCACCUGAAUAU
Molecule: messenger RNA, 1723 nt
Organism: Xenopus laevis (African clawed frog)
Lineage: Eukaryota; Metazoa; Chordata; Amphibia; Anura; Pipidae
Gene: foxd4l1.S
Product: forkhead box D4 like 1, gene 1 S homeolog
Biological process (GO): regulation of DNA-templated transcription; animal gross anatomical part developmental process; cell differentiation
Cellular component (GO): nucleus
Molecular function (GO): RNA polymerase II cis-regulatory region sequence-specific DNA binding; sequence-specific DNA binding; DNA-binding transcription factor activity
Source: RefSeq, marked provisional